This is a messenger RNA of Brienomyrus brachyistius, 7415 nucleotides long. Its product is annotated as testis-expressed protein 2-like. The record is from RefSeq and is a predicted model, not a curated record. Gene Ontology annotation, molecular function: lipid binding. Bases 1384 to 4725 code for a protein of 1113 amino acids. NCBI's taxonomy places the organism in Eukaryota, Metazoa, Chordata, Actinopteri, Osteoglossiformes, Mormyridae. The transcript is spliced from 12 exons. Gene Ontology annotation, cellular component: endoplasmic reticulum.
UAAUCCUGAUUAUUUGGGCAGGGCAUCUAUGUGAAGUCCUAACACACUAGGUCAGAAGGUCUCGAUCCACCUGUAUUUGUCCAAGUUGUGUGUCAGGUACUUUGAACAUUCUUAUCAGCCCUUGUUAUCCAUGUGAUGGCUUUUUGUUUUCCUUUUUUUUUGUGGCAGUCAGACAUUACUAUUGAUCCAUCCCUCCAGAAUGUCUGCUUUUUAUAUAUUUAUUUGGUCCAAUCCCGUCUUUUUUGCCCCGUCCACAAUCAGCCCUGCUGUUUGUGCCUUUUCGUGCUGAACUUGCCCAAUCCCAGAGAGGUGCUCGUGGAGUUCACCUGCUGAUUCUGGUUUCUGUCAGCGUUUGCUUAUGCCUUGGCUGUCUGAAAACUUGGUGCAUAUCUUCAUAUCUUCGUUUUUGGGGGGCAUGAUCACGGCUCAGAUUUCCAGUUCAGUCUAGAUCGUGAUGUAAUUUGAUUUUUAGAGCAUUUCCCCCUGCGUCCUUUGAAUCGGACCACAAUCUGUCCAAUCAGACCAAACUAUUCUGAAUUUGAAGGUCCACCGUGAGCUUUGUAUGUUAUUGAUCUCUCCGUGUUGUUGUGUAAUUGCAUAGUCUGUGAACCUUAUGUCUCCGCUUCUCCUGGGACUAAAGCUGAGAGCUGCAAUGCCUACUGCUGCUUCAGGCUGUCACUCCAGGAGCAUUCCCUGACCUCCGCUCGCGAGACCCUGUAAUUGCAUCACUCACUCACUUCCUUUUUCAUUUUUUUUUUUGAUUUUCUUUGGCUGUAUUUGUUAGUUGUGAAAUUCCGGCGCCUUGGUGUGAAUCUGACCUCGGAUGUUGGUAUUAACAGGCCCCUCCUGCCUGCACAGUUUCAUCACUCUAGAAUUUAGUGAGAUUGCACCGUUUUCCUUUUUUAAACCACAUGAAUCACUUGCGUAGGAAGGACAGUAAUGAUAAUUAGCUGAGCCCUGUGAAGGCCAUUGGUGGUCUCCGCGGAGGAGGGGACACACAGCAUGACACGUGGAAGGUCACAGACUUGCCGGACGCACAGCAUUUGUGCAACACGUGUUUGUGUGUGCGUCAGAAGAGGGGAAUCGGUUAUGAGGUCACGCUAUCUGAGAUGGCAAAAUGUGUGGCGAGAGGUUCCUGUUUUCUUUGCUUCUCCCCAAGGCUCCUAACGGCCACAGUAGGUGGCGUAACAGUGUGAUAUCGAACUCAAGCCUGAGAGCAUCUCCCUGGCAAGGAGCGCUAACCGCUGACAUUUAAUGUAAUCUGCUGUCAAAUUAUAACCUUAAAGGUUAUUUUCUUGCUGUUAUACAAGCACACAUGUGUGUUUUUGUUCCUCGGAUGCAUCAGAAGACACCUUCAGGUUGCCGGAGGUUCGCGGCACUGCAAUGACUGCCCGGAGCAGCAGCCAUGCCGGCAGACUGGGUCCCGUGUCCACACGGCCAGCCGCCGCGCCCAAGCUGCAGGUCCAGCGCUCGUUGUCGCGGGAGACCAUCACCAUCCACUUCUCCGCCCUCGGCAAGGAGGAAGAGGAGGAAGAGGACGAGCUCUAUGGGGUCGGCACGUCCGCUUCCUCUACCGAGGGCCUGGCUUAUGAAUCCCACAGUGUAGUUACGGCUCUGGAGGCCAGUGAGGACCUCCAGUUUGAGGGGAGUGGCUUGGACCCCUCAGCAUCUGAGAGCGAAGCGGCAGUACUGCCUGUUUCCUCCACCACGCUCCCCCCUGUCUCCGGGCCCCAGCAGUCGGCUCCCCACACCCAUAGUCCCGCCCUCUCCAUUUUGGCCAGCUCUUUCGACACCCCCUGCAGUUCUAGCACGGUCAGCUCCUCUUGGCCCUCGGGACAGAAGACGCCAGCCCCCCCUCCCACCCCCUCUUGUGCCUCCUCGGGCUCCUCCCCCUACAAAUCGGCCUUGCCUUCCAUUGAGAAGCCCCUAAUGAGCCUGGUGAAGUCGCUGUCCACGGAAGCAGAGCCUCGGGAGGGCUUGGCCACGCCCCCCACCGUGCGCCACCGGCACCUGAUGAAGACACUGGUGAAGUCGCUGUCCACAGACACCUCCCGGCAGGAGCCGGAAGUCGUGCAUUACCGCCAGCCGGACUCGCGACUCAACCUGCACCUGUUCAAGCCGUUCGCUCAGCCGCGCGUCACCGUGGCGGGCGACUCCAAGACGGCACCAUCUUCGCCUCUCACGUCGCCGGACAGUCGCUCCUUCUUCAAGGUGUCGGAGGUGGAGGCGCGCAUCGAAGACACCAAGCGGCGCCUCUCCGAGGUCAUGUACGAGCCCCUGCAGCUGCUCAGCAAAAUCAUGGGUGACGAAAGCGGGUCCUCAAGCGGUCCCAGGCAUAAGGCGCUGUCCUCUAGCGCCUCCGAGCUCUGCAACCUGGCCAGCGUUAACGGGCACCUAGAGAGUAACAACAACUACAGCAUCAAGGAGGAGGAAUGUGACUCAGAAGGAGAGUGCCUGGCAGGCGAUGAGGCCCCCCCAGCUGGGGCCCUGGGCCCUCGCACGACCACGUUUGCCCUGGAGAAGUGCUCCAUGUCGGCUCUGGCCCGGCAGGAGGAUGAAGAGUUCUGCGAGCUGUAUAGCGAGGACUUUGAGGGGAACACCGACACAGAGACUGAUGGGGAUGGGCAGGAGGAAGUGGUGCCCGCCUCUCCUCCUGCCCGCCGGGUCAGCGCCACCACGGGCGCGGGCGCCAGUGGCAACGAUGAAGUCGAGGAUGAGGAGCCGCCGCCUGCCAUCCCCAAGGCCACCCUGCUUGCCCUCACCAUCGCCAUCUACGGCUACUUCGUGAUACCCCUGCCCGCCUACAUCGGUGGGAUACUGCUGGGAGUGGCUCUCGGCUUCAUGCUGGCCAUCGGGGUCGUGUGGCUGGCAGCCCCUGGCCGGGUGGGAUCCAGGCCCCGGCACAGAAAGCUGAGGGCCGAGCAGUGGAAUGUGGCACGCUUGGACAUAAAGGAGCCCAGCAUGUUCAAGGGCUGGAUGAACGAGAUCCACAACUACGACCCGGAGACGUACCACGCCACUCUGACCCACUCGGUGUUUGUACGCCUGGACGGCUCCACCCUCCGCCUCUCCAAGCCCAACCGCAACAUCGCCCGCCGGGCCACCGUCAACGAGCCCAAGCCGGACGUCACCUACAUCAGCCAGAAGAUCUAUGACCUGACAGACAGCAAGAUAUAUCUGGUGCCCCCAAGUCUGGCGCGUAAGAGGGUGUGGAACAAAAAGUACCCGAUCUGCAUAGAGCUGGGCAAGCAGGACGACUUCAUGUCCAAGGCGGAAGCGGACAAAGGGGAUGCCGGGGAGGAGAGAGCCACUCCCGCAGAGAAGGAGGCAUGUGGGACGGGAGAGGAUGCCAAGAGGCCCCCCGCAACACAGGAUGGGGCGCGGGCGCCGGCCCACAAGGAGCAGACCCUCUACCUCUUCGGGAGGACAGGUAGAGAGAAGGAGGAAUGGUUCCAACGAAUGCUGGUGGCAUCCAAACUGAAAUCAGAGGCCAAGAAACCCACCAGUCUUCCUGCAAGCAAGAGUGCCAUGCUCACCACUCACAGCCGCAGCAGCAGCAGGGGCAGCCUGGAUGAGCUGCUGGCCGGCCAGCCGCGACAGAAGGAUCUCGCGGGCGGCGUGCGGCAGAAGAUGCUGCUGGACUACGAGGUCUACAUGGCCAAGUACAUGCCCCCGCAGCCAGGCAGCCCGGCUGGCAGCCCCAUCCACAGCGCCGAGAGCAGCCCUGGAGCAGGCAAGAAGCUGCCCAGUCGCCCUGGGCCGGAGGAGGAACCCGUGGCUUGGGUGAAUGCUUUGGUCGGCCGAAUCUUCUGGGACUUCCUGGGGGAGAAGUACUGGGCUGACAUGGUGUCCAAGAAGAUUCAGAUGAAGCUCAGCAAGAUCAGACUGCCAUACUUCAUGAAUGAGCUGACCUUGACCGAGCUGGAUAUGGGUGUGGCCGUCCCCAAGAUCCUGCGUGCAUCUAAGCCCUCUGUGGAUCAUCAAGGCCUGUGGUUUGACCUGGAGAUCUCCUACAGCGGCUCUUUCCUGAUGACGCUCGAGACUAAGAUGAACUUGGUGCGCCUGGGGAAGGAGGGGGACGCCGUACGCCCCGGCGAGCCGGGCAAGGACGGGCACAGGCCGCGGACAUACUGUCUAGCUGACAGCGACGAGGAGUCGUCCAGCGCCGGGUCGUCUGAUGAGGAGGACCCCCCCGAAAUUCCCCCGGACAAGAACCCGCUGCCGGGGGCAGAAGGAUACGUCGGGGGACACAAACCCAGCAAGAUCAUGCGCUUUGUGGACAAGAUCACAAAGUCUAAAUACUUCCAGAAGGCCACAGAGACAGAGUUCAUCAAGAAGAAGAUGGAGGAGGUGUCAAACACACCACUUCUGUUGACCGUUGAGGUGCAAGAGUGCCGGGGGACGCUGGCUGUCAACAUUCCCCCACCCCCCACAGACAGGAUAUGGUACGGCUUCAGGAGCCCGCCUCACCUGGAGCUGAAAGCCCGACCCAAACUGGGAGAAAGGGAGGUCACCCUCGCACACGUAACGGAUUGGAUUGAAAGGAAACUGGACCAGGAGUUCCAGAAAAUCUUUGUCAUGCCAAAUAUGGACGACGUGUGGCUCCACAUCAUGCACUCCGCCAUGGACCCCCGCUCUGGCACCGGCCCCGUCGCUGGGGAAACGGAAGCAGCCAAGGACACGGACUCCAUGGCGACAGAGCCACUGCCCACCGGUGACAUGUGAAGUGUGGCUGUUUACAGUAUAAGGCCAUGGAGGGGCAAGUUGGGAGAACAAUGGUGGCCUCCGCCCCCACCCCCCGAGCGUUACGCCCACAACCACCUGUGCCACAUUCCAGGAGGUGGGGGGGGUCCCCCUCUGUCAGAACGGGAGGCCGCUUGGCUUUGACCUUUCGGUUCCCUGCUGCCCUCCUUUCGAAGGAGCCAGGUCAAGCCGGGCCAACCAUGAAGUGUAAAAACAAACUUGCUGCUUGUUGUUCACCUGGACACAUGAAGAAAAGACUUUGACUUAAUUAUAACUGUGACCUGGCUGGUUUCUGGAGGGGGGUGAUUAGAAGAAAUGGGAUAUAGUCCUUUGGAGCACCUCAGUAAUGCAUUCACCCAUCUCCUUAUGUCCCGAAGUAAGGUGUGGGACACAAAACGGCGAUCAGUGUUUAUUCUGUAAGGAAGGAGAAUAGAGAAAAUUAGAACAGGGAACUGUGAUGGUUUGAUCAUUGGCUUUGAGCAGAGCGCCUUUCCUGUCAUGUUGGAUGCAAUGAGGUCUUGGUGUUUAACUGUGACUUGUGGGUGUAGCAGCGCACUGGACUCUGCAGGUAGGACCACCAGCGUGGAGCGAAUCGGUCAGCGUGUCCUGCUGGGGUUUUCAGCACUUAACAUUUUAAGGAAAGCGAGCUGCUUGGAGUCGCAGGUGUAGAUGGGUGUCUUGCACCCGUCUCCCACCUGCCCCCGAGACGUCCCUCUCGGUCGGCGAAAGAAUCAAGGGGUACCGGUGUCCAUGAUCCAUGGCAGCCAAACAGCCGGCCCUGCCAUCGAAAUUCCCCUUACUGGGAUUCUUACAGUCAACCUUAUGGGCGAGGGUGGCACAUAGACACGUGUGUCUUUGAUUUGCGAGUGUUGUUGGCAGGUUUCUAGGGCGGGGGUGGGGGGAGUGGGGUGACGUGCAAAGACAACUGACACCUUCGCGAUCGUAGAGCUACAUAUAUCUAAAAGAUGAAUGUUGUGGCCUAACACUUUUUAAUGAAUGUAUGACGACUCGUGAGCAAUUGACAUUGUUCUGCGUCCAAAUGCAGUUCUGCAUUAACAGUGUAAGUUACUAAAGCUAGCAAACAGGAUCUUCACACAACAACCUCCUCAAUGAGAGGCUCAGACUAUAUUUUGCUUUUUUUUUUUUUUUUUUUUUAUAAUUUUCCCCCCUCCAUGUUUUCUAUGCUUGCUACUUCGUAUAGAUGCACAAAGGUGUACUAGACAUGCCAAGCGCGACUUCACUUCUCUGAACGUAUCGUGAUGACGGACUUAAAUGCCUCACCUAGUGACUUUGAAAUAGCCAUAAUGAACUCCUGGUGGCCAUUUUUAUUUGAUUAUCAUUAGCGGAACCAUUCAGGUAAUAGCAUAUCUUUCAAAAAGAGAUUAAAUACAAUCAUUGUGCCCCGACCAACACAAGCCACACCGUAUCUCUCAGCACUGUGAGAGCGCGAGCUGAUUUAAAUAGUAAAUAAUCUCGUUAACACUAAUGGUGUCAUUGUCUUGCGCACACUUCUGAAAUGGUUAUACUUUAAAGUGUAUUUAUUUUUAUACAGUAGUGGCUUAUUUGAGAGUGAUCGUUUUUGCCAAACUCGGUACAUAAAUUUCACACCUUUCCUUUUCGGCAGAUCGCAGGCAAGCGAGAUGUGAGUCGAGGUAUGUGUUGGCACAAAUGCACUGUGUAUGUUUGUGGUGGAGGGUUUGGGGGAAUUCUACAGAGGGGCAGAUACUUGGUAUUUCUUGCCCUUUAAAAUGCCCAUGCUUGUGAUUUCGGCGCCUCUUGAUUUGCUGAUGUCAGCGUAGUUGAUAAAGCCAAAUGAGGUUGUUCAUUCCUGAAGUUGUUUUAUAGGGCAGAGCCAAGUUUGGUUGUUUUUUUGUAUCAGAUUACUUUUUAUUUAUUUACAAUUAUUUAAUCAGACAUCUUUUGAUAUGAUGAUGAUUUUUUGAUUGCACCUGGACAAUUAAAGCUUAUUUCCAAAUUGAAACCUGCUAUUAAUUUUCUCCAUUGAAUUGUAGGGCGUUAUUUAGAGCUGGGUUCUUGGGUGUGUGUCAGGAAAUCACUACUUUUAAGCAAGAGCUGAGACAGGUUAAGAUUGUGCUGGAGAAUUAGACUGAUGAAAGGUCUGGUUGACUGCUGUGUGUGUGUGUGUGUGUGUGUGUGUGUGUGUGUGUGUGUGUGUGUGUCAAGACCGUUCAUUUGCCUCCUCAUUUAUGUUUUCACUAUGUUGAAAGUAAUUAUGCCUUUUUCCUGAAGUAGUGUUACAAAUGUUAUUUGUUGAAUGGUGCUUCUUUUGAAUAUGAGAACCCUAUUGCCCUUGCCAUUUUGCCUCCCCCCCCCCCCAAAAAAAAACAAAAAAAACGUUCAUUAUUGCCGUCAGGUUAUGGUGUUAACAGAAAACUGCUUUUCAUUACGCCAUUAAUUUAUUUGUGAUACAGUGAAGAACAUUCCUGUUCACGUAUUUUCGUGAACCGAUGGUCAAUGUUUUAUGAAGGCUGCAUGUCAGUUUAAAGAAUGGCAUUUUCGGGUGUGCAAUAAUAUUUAUUUUCUCCUUUCAGCCAGGAUGAGAUGCACCAGUGUAUUGUCUAAUGUGCCGAGUGUUGCGUCCUACCACGGUUCAGAGUUAUCACUAGGAUUUAGGCUUGCCGUUUUAAAUAAAGUUUCUCCUUCAUCCCUUC